AUGGACUAUUCACUGUCUUCCACCUACAGCUACAGCACGGAAACUGAUCAUCGUAGCGAUGAUGCAGCGACAGUACAAGAACCAAAUUGGGGCGGCAACUCAACAUUUGAUUUGCUAUCCUUCUUUGCCGCAGCAUUGGGGCGCAAUGUCGACAAAGAGGAAACUUGGACUGCCCUAGUCUUUCUUUCCGUUCACAUCGGACCGUGGAAUAUGUUCCGCCCCUGCAACGUCUAUUCGGGCAGGUCUUUCUCAGUCACACUACUUCCGAGAAAGUUUGUACUUCGCUUGACCGCUAUCAAGCUAGAUGACGAGUAUUCGGUGAAACGGCUACUGGCCAUUAAAGCACCCAAACUCAGGCCAAAGGGAGAGACCUCCCAUAACUCGGGCCUUCUCCGCUCGUUGGCAAAGGAAUACCAGAUUUUAAAGACUGAGAGGCUAGCGAAGCACAAAAAUAUUGUCACCGCCUACGGAUGCUGCUGGCAAACAUUACCGACGGGGCCGUCUCGACCCACACCAGCGUUGAUCCUAGAAGGUACUUCAUUUGGAGAUCUCUCAAGAUUUAGCCGCUCGCGGUCAUUGACGCUGCGUGAGCAGCUUAGACUCGGCCUUGACAUCACAUCGGGACUCGGCGCGCUCCAUGCUCAUGGUGUGGUUCACGGGGAUCUAAAACCCAACAAUAUCCUCGUCUUCAACGAGUGGGGCCGGGGAUACACCGCCAAGCUUGCCGAUUUUGGAUCGGCCAUACUACUCAGCGAAACCGAAUUUCCGUGCCGGGCACCUCCUGGAACUAGAGUAUACCGCGCUCCUGAAUGCUCGGAUGACUCUGCCAGGUUAGGACGAAGAGAACUUUUCAAAACUGACCUAUUCUCCCUUGGCGUUACAUUGUCCUUUCUUUUGGUCGGCAGCCACCUUGUUGACGAGUUCAUGGCUAUGUCUGACUCAAAUCUGCAAUCUCUCAAGGAAGAAGAUCAACUUGCUUUCUGGAUUGAAGAUCAUCGACACGACGAAGCGGAGCAGAACCAUGAAAGCUCCAUCUUUGCUGAUACUGAUAUUAGCGGCUUGUUCACGUGCUGCCUUUGCCCCUGGCUGCUGGCUGCUGAUGCAUACCAACGGCCGGACACCGUGGAGAUCCCCACUUUGGUACUCAGAUACAUCUUAUGGAGACAUUUACGAACAUUGCAUCCACGCAGUAGUGAGGCAACCUCGGAAGCAGACGGCUAUGCCUCGCGUCCAGCCACAUGGGCUACAAUGGCUGCUCAUAUGAAAAUGAGUAAGGCUCGACUACGAAAAUUGACGGGGGAAAGGGUUCUGUCCACAACUAGGAUCAGUAACGAGGAGAUUACAGCCAUUGCUCACUGCUGCUUUCGACGCGACAGCCAUCUAAAGGAGGCAAAGUUUAUCAUUGAGUACAACACCAAUAAAAGUUCAAGCCGAAACGUCGUUCCAAAAAUGGCAUCAGAGACGCAGUUCCCCGAAACAUGA
Parascedosporium putredinis is the source of this 1482-nucleotide messenger RNA. NCBI's taxonomy places the organism in Eukaryota, Fungi, Ascomycota, Sordariomycetes, Microascales, Microascaceae. The record is from the annotation of a GenBank genome assembly.